AUGACCCUGAGUAACCGAAACUCGGCCGCUUUUAUGUUCCACCCGCCGGGUCCAAAAUCAACAAACUGUCAAUUAGAAACGCAAGAUAACCCAACCGAGCUGGACAUGUUCAAUCCCGCGUCAAUCACCGGCGCCAACUUUAUCAGAGGACGACCAUUGAUAGUACUGAUCCACGGAUACACUGGACACCGUGACUACGCACCGAAUCCCACCAUAAGACCCGCGUACUUUGCCUACGAUGAGUUCAACAUCAUAUCUGUCGAUUACAAGCCGCUGGCACUGGAACCGUGUUAUCUGCAGGCGGUACGUAACCUUCCCACGGUGGCAAACUGUACCGCCCAGCUGCUCGACCUCAUCAUCGCCCACGAUAUCAUCCCGCUCGACGAUAUUCACGUGGUCGGGUUUAGCCUCGGUGGUCAAACUUCCGGCAUGAUCGCGAACUAUCUACGGGCAGGUCGGUUGAAACGCAUCACGGGGCUCGACCCCGCCAAGCCACUGUUUGUCUUCGCCUCGAACGAGUACAAGCUCGACCAGUCCGAUGCAGAGUUUGUGCAGGUGAUCCACACGGACGUGUUCCAGCGCGGCAUCCUGCAUCCGAGCGGCCAUACGGACUUCUUCGUGAAUGGAGGCGUGGUGCAGCCGGGGUGCGAUGCAUCGACCAUGAUGACUACGGGCGAGUGCAACCACAACCGGGCGCCCGAAUACUACGCGGAGUCGAUCGCUACGGAGGUGGGAUUCUACGGCUAUCGGUGCGCUCACUGGUACCUGUACAUGCUCGGUAUCUGCCGUGGCGGUGGACCCGACGACCAGGUCGCUAUUAUGGGAGCGCACACACCCAACACAACUCGGGGUCUCUACUUCCUGACCGUUAACAUGAUGCCGCCUUAUGCAAGAGGAACUCAGAAGCAAGAAAACAAAAAUGUGUUCAACACUAGUUCGUGCCUGGAGAAGCCUUACCGAUGUCCUCAUCCGCGGAUCAAGUUCUAUCUGUAUACGCGCCGAACCCAGCAAAACCCAGAGCUGAUCGAUGUGCUCGAUCCGGAAUCGCUGUACUACACGCACUGGAAUCCAUCGCAUCCGGUGAAGAUCGUCAUUCAUGGGUUCGGUGGUGGACGUAACCUGUCGCCCAGCCCCGACAUGCGCAAGGCGUACUUCACCCGGGGGAACUACAACAUCAUCAUCGUGGACUAUGGAUCUGCUGUGACGGAACCGUGCCUGAGCCAGAUCGAGUGGGCACCUCGGUUUGGGAGUCUCUGUGUGUCACAGCUGGUGAAGUACAUCGCGCAUCACCCACGAGGAGUUCCACCGGACGAUAUGCAUCUCAUUGGGUACAGUGUUGGGGCACACGUAGCUGGCCUGGUGGCGAACUAUCUCACCCCGGCCGAGGGUAAGCUGGGGCGCAUUACCGGACUCGAUCCGACGAUCUUCUUUUACGCGGGCUCGAAUAACUCGCGGGAUCUCGACCCGUCCGAUGCACACUUCGUGGACAUCAUACACACCGGGGCGGGAAUUCUUGGCCAGUGGAGUCCGGGAGGGCAUGCCGAUUUCUACGUCAACGGAGGCACUAGUCAACCGGGUUGUGCCAGUUCCACCAUCUUCCAGACACUCGCCUGUGAUCAUACGAAAGUGACGCCAUACUUUAUCGAGUCGAUCAACAGUGAACGAGGCUUUUGGGCAGGACCAUGUCCAACGCUUAUAUCCUACCUGCUCGGUUGGUGUGAACCGAAAGACUCGGAUUACGUCCUCAUGGGUGAACAUCUCUCGAAACAAGCCCGAGGUGUGUUCUACGUUACGACGAACGCCAAACCACCGUACGCGCGUGGAUUUCCGGGCAAAAACCGACGCACGGCCAAAACAUCCGACUACAGUGGCGUGCGACGAAAGUAG
Molecule: messenger RNA, 1887 nt
Organism: Anopheles marshallii
Lineage: Eukaryota; Metazoa; Arthropoda; Insecta; Diptera; Culicidae
Exons: 6
Coding region: 1-1887 (628 amino acids)
Biological process (GO): lipid metabolic process
Molecular function (GO): lipase activity
Source: RefSeq, a predicted model, not a curated record